Messenger RNA from Anguilla rostrata (American eel), 3702 nucleotides. It is a transcript of the gene ppp1r1c, whose product is annotated as protein phosphatase 1, regulatory (inhibitor) subunit 1C. NCBI's taxonomy places the organism in Eukaryota, Metazoa, Chordata, Actinopteri, Anguilliformes, Anguillidae. The transcript has 7 exons. The coding region runs from base 345 to 1052 and encodes 235 amino acids. The record is from RefSeq and is a predicted model, not a curated record. Gene Ontology annotation, molecular function: protein phosphatase inhibitor activity. Gene Ontology annotation, cellular component: cytoplasm. Gene Ontology annotation, biological process: intracellular signal transduction.
AUCAGCAGGUCCCAAAGGGAGCUUAUAUUGCACUUUUCUGUGGGCUGCUAUUAUUACCCUGCGAGGAGAUUGGCUUGUGGACAGUCCCAGGACAGCCAGCCCACCAGAGGCCUGGGAGCACCCCAGAGAGGAGCCCAGAAAGCCGGAGCGUGAGGGUGCGGGAAGAAGGCGACCGGGGACAAGCGUACGGCCAGGGCUCACGUCCUGUCAUUGACUGGGGUUCUGGAAGGUGGGCGGUCAGUGGAGAAGCAGACAGAGGGCUCGUGAAGGAGGGGCCGGAGCAGAGGCUACUGCUGCUGUGAGCUGCCCUGCGUCAGCAGUCCCACACUCUCUCUGCACGCACCAUGGAGCCCAACAGCCCCAAGAAGAUCCAGUUCGCUAUGCCCCUCUUCCACAGCCACCUGGACCCCCAGGCAGCAGAAAACAUCCGUCGGAGAAGACCCACGCCAGCCACGCUGGUCAUCUACAAUGAUUCACCUGGAGCAGAAGCAGAUGACAAACGAACAUCAGGAAGUCAGGGAGAGGUACCAAACACAGAUCUGUCCCCAGCUCAAAGGAAGCAGAGUGUGUACACCCCACCCACUAUGAAAGAACUGCAGCUGGUGGUGGAGCAGCACCUUCAGAAGCAGGAGAACCUGGAUGUUGGGCUAUGUGAAAGCCUCGACCCACUCAGCCCAAUCACAGCCCAGCACUACGGCAACGCUGCCCAGUGGGCCAAUCACAACUGCCCUGAGCCCAACGGCAAUGAGGCUCAUGUAAAUCUGCUUCUCGGUACUGAGGAGCACCCAGACAGCUGUACUGGGGGCAGGGAGUGGGCAGAGGUCCACGGAGCACGGGAUGAGAGGGGAGGUGACCGCCGCACCCCACACUCGCAGCCCCACUCAGACAGGUGCUCCGAAACGCGGUCAGGAAACCCGCCCAGGCGCAAAGACACUCCCUAUCAGCACUCACAUCCCUUCAAUCCAGGGACGAAGCUGCUAAGGACCCAGAGAGAAUCAUUCCCUGAAGAGGAAGAAGGUGUGGAAGAGCAGGAAAAAGACACAAAUCCGUAGAGAGGGCUCAGGGGCCCAUUUCAGAUUUGGGGAUUCAGCUUCAGGUACAUGGGUGGAAAAAGAAACUGGGGGAGAGAGGGGGUCUCAGAGGGGCUCAUUAUCAAUACAUGUCUUGGUUGUGAAACCAUACCCUUGUCUCUGUUUCCUGGUAUCCAGCAUCAUGAUUCACAAUCAUGUGAAUUAUUCAUUCUUCUAAAGCAGGGGUCUUUUUUGAUCCAGGGGCCCCCACUCAGGCUCAAAUAUAUUCAGGGAAGCCCCUUUAUGAGUAAAAUUACUGUUAAUAUUAUUAUUAUUAUUUAUUUUUAUUUUUAAAAAUAUUUUGAAAUAUUUUCCCAUAUAUAUUAUGUAAUAAUUUAAUAUCAAGUCUGGCCCUACUGUACCUUCAGGGACCCCCAGGGGUCUGUGGAGCCCCUGAUGAAAACCAAGGUUGUUAGAGAGCUAAUCUGCAUUAUUGCAAUUGAUCAUUUAAAAUAAUGGGCAGGCAAUAGAUUAGACUAUCAACAGUAAUAUAUUUUCAGUUUAAGUAAUAAUAGAAUACCACAAAGGAAAGCCUGGAGCCAAACUCAAUAAAAUGUAAUAAAAUGGCCUUAAUUGCAUUAUUCAAACCUCUCCAAUUUAAUUUUCAGUCAAGUCUGUGGAAAAAAAGAAUGGUCUUUUCUAGAGGGAACGCUGGCAGUGAUUUCUUAUAAAUGCAUGUGGAAAAUGCUUUUCAUAGGCAGUCAAUACAACUGAGCAAGGCUCAGUUCUGUCUCUAAUCAGGGUCCUGAACACAACUGACCACUACAGAGAAGAUAUCACUUGCUGGAACAUUAAUGGUUUUGGCAUAGCCCGUAAUGUGCAUUAGAAAGAAAUUGAAUAAAACAGAGUGCUAUGUAGCACUUUAUAUGGCUGAGAUGGAGCUUUGGGAUUCAGUUAAUGUGCUCCCCCCACCAGACAAAAGCUUGGAAAGUUUUGAAGUUCCUUCCUGAAACUAGCCCCUUCUCACUGGAAAAUACAGGAGACACCAGGAAUGGGACUUUUACUACAUUCAUUAAUUUGUAUAUGACAUUUAAGAUAAAUAUAUGAAUGUGAACAAACACAUUGUGCUGUUCUGUGCUACAAUUUGCAAACUAAAUACAAACUGCUACUGAAUACAGACUGGUAAACUAUGUUAUAUUUGAUGGGUACUUGCAGUAAAAUAAAAAUAGCAUACUUGCUGUCUGCGUCUGAAAGUUUAUUACGUUAAAUUAGUCUUCCUUUAGAUACAACAGAAAACCUUUCUAGAUUAAAAGGUAAGAAUAAUAUUUUUUUUCAGUGAAUGGACAGUAUUUAGCACUUUUCCCUUUUUCUCAACAUUUUAGAAUUAUGAACAAAUGAAGCACAAGCACUCAUCUGAUCUAUUUGUCCAGAUAUUUUACGCCCUACCACCGACACAGUACACUGUAAACAUUUCAAGGUGACUCUACUUGAAAUAAUGAGAAACCUGGCUGCCUUAAAAUAUUGAGUUAGGUGAACAACAAAUCUUCAGUUCUUCAUACUUCUUCAUACAGGUCAUACAGAAGUAGUAUGAAAAACUGAAGAUGCGUUAUUUGCCUAAUUCAACAGUUUAAUGCUGCCAGGUCACUCGUUACUUUAAGUUAAACCACUGUGACAUGUUUUUCAGUGUACCGUGUCAGCUGUUGAGAGAGUGUUAGCACCAAAGAGAUGACAGGUUUAAUGUUUUUGCAGCUUAAACAAUUAAGUAAUAAAAGUAAUUAUGUAACAAAAUAACACAAAGAUCUGGAGGCAAAUACAAAUUUAAAAAUGCCUUUAAUUUCAGUACACUGACCUCUCCACUUUUAUUUUAUUUUAUUAAAACUGGUAGCUUCUUUGUUGAAAAGAACUGGGAAUAAAGCAAUAACCCAAGCAGCCUGGAUAGAUUUAAACCAGCUUCACUCCUGGUGGGAUGAAGUCAGUUAUGUCCUGCCACUAGGACAUAGUCAGCUCAUGACAACCUGUGACUUUAAGCAAGUGCCUCUCCUGACCAUCAUGUUUCAGCUUGUCAUUUUAUAAUUUAUUAUUUUUAUUAUUUUAUUAUUAAGCCAUAUUUUAUUUCAUGAUUUGUAAAUAUUAACUUUUUAAAUUUUGGUUUUUCAUAGGAGUGAUUUCUCUAGAGUUUUUCAGGAAAUCCCCUGGUUUCUGCUGUUGAAGAAGCAAGACUGUGGAUUUGUUUUUCUUAUUUGAUGCAUCAGUAGAUCAAUAUAUUGGAUCAAUACAUUUGUCUGUGCCUAGACAGGUGGCUGCAGUGUGUAAUCUUUGCUAAGAUAGCAAUAGUGUUCCACUAUUUCAAGCUUUUGACUAUCUUAAUCCUUUUUUGUGUUAAUAUGUUAUCACCAUCAAAAAGUUCUAAGAAAAUUGUCGCUCAAUUUACAGAUCUUCAACAUACAUGUCUGAAUAGUUUUUGUUCAGUUCUUAACGUUUUUGACAAUAUCUCAAAAUCUUUAUUUAAGAAAUGGAUUUGCGUGGCUAGUAUGAAUGAUUAAUGUUGGACGAAAGUUUCAGGUAUUUUUUGAUCUGUAUACCUGUAGUACUCCCAAAUAAUGGUCAUUUUUACAGAUCUGUGGUACCUCAUAAACUCUGUGUCAGAAUAAAUGUCAGUCUUAACAUAAAUAAAUAUUUGUUCUUACAAACA